Messenger RNA from Pelobates fuscus (common spadefoot toad), 2689 nucleotides. It is a transcript of the gene TSPAN33, whose product is annotated as tetraspanin 33. Bases 433 to 1281 code for a protein of 282 amino acids. The transcript is spliced from 8 exons. Lineage: Eukaryota; Metazoa; Chordata; Amphibia; Anura; Pelobatidae. Gene Ontology annotation, cellular component: plasma membrane. The record is from RefSeq and is a predicted model, not a curated record.
UGCCCAGGCGGCAGCCGAGCCCCGUACAGGUGGACAUUCCUUCUGUUCCGAUGCACUGGGACUGACAGCGGUGCGGGCCAAUCAGCGCUCAGUCAAUGCUAAUAUCCACCAAUCAGCGUUGGGUAAACGAAGGGGCCGCUGUGGAACGCGAGCCCAGCCGGGGAAUAGCAGCAGUGACCUGUUUAAGUUGCGUUCUCCGAGGAGGGGCGUUCGUGGUCACAGUCCCCGGGCGCUCAUUCACUCCCUCCAGGCACAGUGCAGGCACGGAGUAACAGAGCUCCACCAUGCGUCGCCUGAGCGCCUCUCUAAGUAAAGGGUUAAUUGCCUGCCAUUGAUUGCACGGUUUAAUUCAUGUCUCCGGGGGACUGUGCUCAGUGAAAGCCCUUCAUAGGUGCUCCAGACAGACAGCUCGCCCCCCUGCUGAGCACAGCCAUGGCCAAGACACCCAGCGCUGCCCUCAGAGCUGAUGAAUUCUCAUUUGUUAGCCCCGCGGUCAAAUACCUCUUAUUCUUCUUCAACAUGCUGUUCUGGGUUAUAUCCAUGGUGAUGGUGGGAAUUGGAGUCUAUGCACGGCUAAUGAAACAUGCUGAGGCUGCCAUGGCCUGCCUUGCUGUAGAUCCUGCCCUAUUCCUUAUCGCGGUUGGCGUUUUGAUGUUUCUCAUUACAUUUUGCGGCUGUAUUGGGUCCCUGCGGGAGAACAUCUGCCUCCUUCAAGCUUUCUCCAUUUGUCUGACACUAAUCUUCCUGCUGCAACUGGCUGCCGGCAUACUGGGAUUUGUCUUUUCUGAUAAGGCCCGUGGGAAAGUUAGUGAAAUUAUCAAUAAUGCAAUUGUGCACUAUCGAGAUGACUUGGACCUGCAGAAUCUAAUUGACUUUGGGCAGAAAGAGUUCAGCUGCUGUGGUGCUAUCUCAUACAAGGACUGGUCCCAAAAUAUGUAUUUCAACUGCUCUUCAGAGAACCUCAGCCGUGAACGUUGUUCAGUUCCGUAUUCGUGCUGUCUACACGAAGAGGACCAGGCUGUCAUCAACACCAUGUGUGGGCAGGGCAUGCAGUCGCUGGACUACAUGGAGGCUGGAGUACAUAUCCAUACUAAUGGUUGCAUUGACAGACUGGUUAACUGGUUACAUACCAACCUGUUCCUGCUGGGAGGGGUAGCUCUGGGGUUUGCCAUUCCUCAGUUGGUUGGGAUUCUUCUUUCUCAAAUCCUGAUCAACCAAAUCCAGGACCAGAUAAAACUUCAGAAGUACAACCUUCAACACAGAGCAGAUCCUUGGUACUGACAUAGAGAGAAGUGGCUGCGCCCCACACUGCUGUGAAAUGGAUAUACUGCUCCAGAACUGGGGGACAGUCUGUGCAGGAUGUGUGAGCAGGGUUUGAAUGUUUCUAAAAGCUAAACUCUAUCUUGACAGAAUGCUGAGCUUACCAAACAAAUAUUUAUCUGUCAUGAAUAGAGACUGGAGCAAAGAUGGCUUACUGUUUAAAAUGACUGAAGAACCAUAAGACUGCAUUGUGCUCAAGUGAAGAAGUGAGCAUUCAGCACGUGUGAUGUUGCAGUUACAUUCAUACUAUGGUUAAAACUAACCCCGGCUUAUAUUUUAUUGUUGGAUAUGAAAUGCUAACACGUUCUGUAAAAAGUAAGGGUUUAAAGUUAUAAUUUUAAAGUGGAAUAGUCCUUUAUAAAACAUGUAGCUCAGUAAACUUCAGAUAGGAGUUCAGAUUUAAUUAAUUUACUGAAUUGGUAGAAUUAUCAGCAAAUGAAUGAAUUAAAAUACAUACAUGGCAGAACCCUUGUUUUACCAUCGCAGUGAAUGCGAGACGAUGGGGGUGUAUCUGCCUGCAGUGCAAAUUACAAUGGCCUUUUUAUUUAUAUGUCCAUUCAAUUUUAAAAGUAAGGUGAUACUUUUUCCUUUCUGUAUAUUUUCUGUUUGCUUCUAUUUUGCAGGGUUGUAUUGAAAUAUGUUUUUAUUUUCUCAAAAUGGAAUGGUGUAGUCCAAAUUUUCUCAAAAUUAAUGUUACUAGUCAAAGUGCACCAGGACAGGUUCAAAUAUGUAUUAUAAUGAAAUAUGCACAUUGCAGGAAGAAAAUCAUCAAAACGUCUAUAGAUUUAAACAUGUGUUAACUUGAAUCCUUUAGCAUCCUCCAAGAUGACUGCCUCAGUUGAUCCUAGAGGGUGCACAUGCCCAACCCUGUUAGAUGAGCUUUCUUAAACCAGAAACUGCCUUUUCUUGUUUUUCAUUUAAUGUAGUUUCUACAUUUUUGGUAUAAAUGUUACAUAUUAUUUUACCUCCAGAGUGGAAUUCAGUGCAUGGUGGCAAAACUGCAUAGCUAAUCACUGCUCUAAACUUGCUUUCCCCCAAGGAAUCAUGCAGGUCUAAAAUAAGCAAUAGAGCAUUAUUUCAUUAUAGUCAUACACAAAGAGGAAGCACCUGUCAUAACAUAUACAGUAUUGUUCAUUACAUGUGUAAUGAUUUAAAAAAACACAGAUAUUCCUCUGUAGACAAUCUCCAAUCGUGCUAUUCCCCUUGGUUGCAGCAAGGAAGUGGCUGAAUUAGUUGCUUAAAGGAACACUAUAGUCACCUAAAUUACUUUAGUUAAAUAAAGCAGUUUUAGUGUAUAGAUCAUUCCCCUGCGAUUUCACUGCUCAAUUCACUGCCAUUUAGGAGUUAAAUCACUUUGUUUCUGUUUAUG